Molecule: messenger RNA, 391 nt
Organism: Geodia barretti
Lineage: Eukaryota; Metazoa; Porifera; Demospongiae; Tetractinellida; Geodiidae
Source: the annotation of a GenBank genome assembly
UUGCUGUCUAGUUAAGUCGCAGAGAGAAUGAUGCUAGGUCUACUUGUAGCGGCUGUAUUUCUUACCCACAUACAUGACAGUGCAUGUAGUUACCCAAGAGCUAUCGCCAGCAACGAAUCUUGCCCGACCUGGCUGUACCUCUCCGAGGAAGGGCUGUGUACCUGUGGCAGCAGUCUCCUGAAUGUGAUACUCUGCAACAAUGUCAGUCAAGAGAUCCCAAGAGAGCUGUAGUUGGUCGCUGUCUCUAUGCACAAAACAACCAAGAGUACAUUGAUGGGAGUGCUGGACUGUACAUCGAAGUGGACCGGAACCUUUCGCGACAGGACCACCAGCUCUGUGACUACCUCAAUCGCAGAGGAAGACUGUGUGGAUCUUGCAAGAAAAAUCACUU